Arabis nemorensis is the source of this 1086-nucleotide messenger RNA. The record is from the annotation of a GenBank genome assembly. NCBI's taxonomy places the organism in Eukaryota, Viridiplantae, Streptophyta, Magnoliopsida, Brassicales, Brassicaceae.
AUGGGGUCUAGAUCUCGGAAUGAAAAUUUCCAGUCCGGCGAUGGAGCUAGUCCUGGGAAGAUAUUCAUCGGUGGAUUACACAAAGACACCACUAACACUGUGUUUAAUAAGCACUUUGGGAAGUACGGGGAGAUUACAGAUUCUGUCAUUAUGCGAGAUCGUCAUACCGGACAACCAAGGGGUUUCGGUUUCAUCACCUAUGCUGACGCUUCUGUAGUUGAUAAAGUUAUCGAAGAUGAUCAUAUCAUCAAUGGCAAACAGGUUGAGAUCAAGCGGACUAUUCCGAAAGGUGCUGGUGGCAAUCAGUCAAAGGAUAUCAAAACAAAGAAGAUUUUUGUUGGUGGUAUACCCUCAACUGUUACAGAAGAUGAACUUAAGGACUUCUUUGCCAAGUAUGGGACUGUGGUGGAGCACCAGAUUAUCAGAGACCAUGAAACAAACAGGUCCCGUGGUUUUGGUUUUGUAAUUUUUGACAGUGAAGAGGUCGUAGAUGAAUUAUUGUCCAAAGGAAACAUGAUCGAUAUGGCAGACACUCAGGUGGAGAUCAAGAAAGCAGAACCAAAGAAAUCUUCAAACCGUUCACCUCCUCCUUACGGUAGUCACCCUAGAGGUCGUUCGAUUAAUGAUAGUUAUGCCGGUUAUGGUGGGCCUUAUGGAGGGUUUGAUGGGUAUGGUCCUCCAGGUCCCAUUAGGUCACAUGGAGUUCCUGCUAGUAGGUUUCCUGGGGGAUAUGGGUAUGGUCGAGGCGGUGUAGGUACUGAAUUUGGAGGAGGGUAUGCUGGCUAUGGGGGUGGUGGUUUAGGAGGUUACCGGAAUGAACCUCCCCUUGGCUAUUCUAGUCGUUUUGGACCUUAUGGGAGCGGUUUUGGUGGUGAGGGUUAUGGUGGUGGAGGUUAUGGUGGUGGUGGUGGUUAUGGUGGAGGAUAUGGUCGUGGAGGAGGGGAAGGCUAUGGGGGAUAUGGUGGUGCAGGUUAUGGUGGUGCAUUUGAAUCUGGUGGUCCAGGUGGCAGUUAUGAAGGAGGAGGUGGUGGUCCAUAUGGGAGGGGUUAUAGUAGCAGUAGUCGAUACCAUCCUUAUGCAAGAUAA